AUGCCGAUUCCAAAGUCCCCGCUAAAUCUUAUACCUCCAUCGAUCAAAUUGAGUACAUUUUCCAGUAACCUCAGAGCAGCCCAAAACAUAGUCCGUCCCUCCCCCACCACAAUCAGACUUGGCAAAAUCUACGGCCCACCCGUACCAGAUCUUGAUACAGACGGGCAAGCCAAGUGCGACUGGUGCUUCCAGACAAUCGAUCAAGCUAUAGUUAAGGAGGGCCAGUGGACUCCACGAGGAAUAGCUCAUUAUCAGAAAGAUCCGGAACCUUUCUCAUGCUUAUCAGAACUAUGUCUCGAAAAGGCUCCUAGCUUUCGCUCGCGCAAGGAUUGGGAUGCACACAUGUUUAAACACCAUAUUCACUGGCCCCAGUACAUACACCGUGGUAAGAUGUGGAUCUGCAGGAUAGGAUUACUCGGAAGUGCAGCACAUCGCGAAGGAGAAUCGGAUGCCUUCCAAUCCAAGUAUACACACGAGUCAGCUGCGUACUUUUCUUCGGCAAACCACUUCAUGAGUCAUGUAAAGACGAUGCACUACGAAGAGGGCCGCGCUCCCUGGAACGAUGCUGACCUUUCGGCCUUAUCUGGCGAAUGUGUGGUGGAAUUGAGCCUCGACGCAGCAGUCUGUCCAAUCUGUCACAUGGCACAAGAAGGACCGCAGAACAAGAGCUCGAAGUCUAUGCAUGAUCACAUUGCUGCCCAUUUGCAGGGAAUCAUGUUGUUAUCCGUAUCUCUGAUACAAGCGCUGCCUCGAGGCUCGGAAGAUGCAGAGAUUCCUGGUCACCCGACUAUAACUGUCGCUCACGCGGGCAUCUCUGAUAUCGAGGCGGCAGAGGCAGAUCGUGAUGAUCGAAUGGCUGAUCUUUCGUCCCUUUCGUCUACCUUCACCGAAUGUCGUCCGGUUUCGCCAGAUCUAGAUGCUAUACCUGCCGACCAAGAACCAUUGGACACCUUGUGGACAAACGUUAGAGUUAAAAUUCAGGAGGAUCGACCACUUGAGUCAAAUGAGACAGAUCUAUAUCUUUCACAGCUGGAAAAUGAUUUCGUUCACAUUCCUGAGGAUGAAUUCGAUGAAGGACCUGUAGAGCCACUUCAAACAGGCAUCCGCACGCGUACAAUGUUAGCCGCUGGCUCAACAAGGUCGCUAUUCCUGCCUUUAAGCGAACUCGAGAAUCUCGUGAACGACCGUAACAUUUUCGCAAUUCUAUGCCUCAUGAACAGGUCGAAAGACAUACGAGCCUUCAUUGAGGAGGAGAUAUUCGACGCCGAUUUACCAUUCGAGUUUAUAUCUGGACGCCGUGUACUACGAAGUCCCAAGAAAGGAAAGCCAGGAGUGCCCAUCAGACUGUUCAUGCAUUCCAAUGUUUGGGAUUAUCUGAGCCUGGACUUGUUCGAAGAUUACCAAAAUCGGUUCAUGGCCCCAUAUUUCAGGUUGAUGACACGGAAAAUUAGGCCGUAUAUUCUUCACCGCUGCGUUGUUCUACCAUUUCUGAGAAUUGAAGACAAAAAUGGAGCCUACAGCGUUGAGAUCGAGACACUGUUUUCCGUUGUGUCUCGCGUGGAGAUACACCCAGCACAUCAUGACUACCAGUCACCACAUGGCAGCUCAGACAAGAUGUAUUUUGCUGUAAAGCAAUUACAGAAGACCGAAACUUUGGAAUCCGCCCAAGCCAAUCGUGAAAUAAGAGCAUACAAGCGCGUGACCUCUAUACAUCACGCACAUAUUGUUCGGCUCCUCGCAAUAUAUGCGUACCUGGACAGGCUUCACAUGAUCUUUCCUUGGGCAGAUGGCAACUUGUAUCAAUUCUGGGAAAAGCACUUCCCCGACGCGUGUAGCUUACCGCGAAGUCAUUCGCUGGCAAAGUGGAUGGCUAAUCAAUUCUAUGGCCUUGCCGAUGGCCUCAGACGCAUUCACAAAUUGGAGGUCGACCCAUCUUUGGACGAGCUUCAACCGGAAGAUCAUAGAAGAACGCACGGCAGAUACGGCCACAUAAAACCAGAAAACAUUCUGUGGUUCAAAAGUCCCGGAAAAGAAUCUGCCAUGGAUCAGAUUGGCAAGCUCAUGAUAUCCGACCUGGGGUCGAGAGACUUUCAUGGUACAUUCUCAAAAGAUGUGGAGGUACAUGCAGCAGGAGGAUACACAAGUACUUACACAUCGCCCGAGUCUGAUUUCGAUAAACAAAUCACGCCAGAGUCUGACAUCUGGUCAUUCGGUUGUGUCCUCCUGGAAUUCGUCGUCUGGUACAUCCUGGGCUGGCAUGGAGUCCGAGAUUUUGCAGAACAACGGAAUGUAGACUCGAACACCAAGAUCCCAUCGGACCAGUUUUUCAAUUUCUUCGAGUAUAAGCAUGAUCUGAACGAGGCCAAGUUGAAGUCAUCUGUUUAUAGGUUGCGACGAACUCGUCGCUCAGUUGGACACUAUCAAGAAUUCGUGUGCUGGAAGUGA
Messenger RNA from Parastagonospora nodorum SN15, 2445 nucleotides. RefSeq lists its product as hypothetical. NCBI's taxonomy places the organism in Eukaryota, Fungi, Ascomycota, Dothideomycetes, Pleosporales, Phaeosphaeriaceae. The transcript is spliced from 5 exons. The record is from RefSeq and is a predicted model, not a curated record. Bases 1 to 2445 code for a protein of 814 amino acids. Gene Ontology annotation, molecular function: protein serine/threonine kinase activity; ATP binding. Gene Ontology annotation, biological process: peptidyl-threonine phosphorylation; peptidyl-serine phosphorylation.